CUUAGAUCAUAUUAAAUAUUAACUAACUCAGUAAUUAAUACAUUAUUAGUGGAAACAAGUUACUUCUAUUAGUUGGAUAUAAGCAAAAGUACUUUGAAUAAAUGCACAUAAAUCAUUAUUACAGAAACGUGUCGUAUGUGGUUUGCAAUACACAUUAGAUACUAUAAAAAAAUGUAAUCUACUAUUCAAAGAUUUUUCACUAAGCGGAAUUCCUAUGGAAAAUUGAAAAUUAAUUUAUUUUUUAAUUUCUGUUAAAAAGGAUUUAUUACCAAAGUUUAUCUACAAAAUCUAAAUAUUUUAAUCUAAAUCAUUUGAUCAUGAUUCACUGUCCCCUUAUCUUAUUUCCAACCACUUAGAGCUUUGUUCAAUCGUUCAAGAGGAGUGUUCAACUAUUUGGCCGUUUCCUCGUGUAAGUCAGUAAUCCAGCAUUCUGACUAUCUUGAUUCUUACGCGACAAUGAAUUUGUUCCGCGUAAAAAGGAAAAUUAAUUUGCAGAACACAGUGGACCCGGUACAAUUACUUGUCAGUCAUUACACAUGCUUCCGUCUUAUUUUCUUGUUUUACCACAGAGCUAUAGCUCUUAUGGCGACAGAAAUAGCAGAGAACAAAAAUAGACGAACGUAGAUUUUAGGAGAGUUGACGAUGCCAGUAGCUUCGAGCGCUGCGAUACGUGUAGUUUCGCAGCGUGGACCAACAAAGUGUCAUGCACGCUUUCCUGCAAGUUUGGUUACAAAUAAAUUAACCAAUUGAUCUAUUUCGUUAACGUAAAGGAACACUACAUACUCACCGAUAUUCUAGUGAUUCAAUCUAAAAAAGAAGGGAAUUUUCGAGAACUUUUUCCUAUGUUUGAUGUUGCUGGACAAUUAGUAAACACAGAAGAAAUCGAAAGAAAUUUUCGGUAGAAGUUAUAGAGUUAGUAGUUAGUAGUUGAACUGGAGUAUCGCGAGCAUUGAAACCUGUUUGAAUUGAUUGUAAAGCUACGAUCGAGGAGAAAAUUCACUGAAAACACUCGGAAGAAUGUUGAACCAAUCGGAGAACAUAAUAAGCAAAUACUUCAGCUCUAGCUUCUGGGAGCUGAAGAACGCGAUCAGUCCGCCGGAUAUGAAAAAGUUUGCAGCCUUGAAGAAUAAUUCGGAAAGAAUUGAUUUCAUACUGAAGUAUCCGGAGAUUUAUAACUUAUCCUUAGAGGUAGACAAUCAGGUGCUGAAGAACAGCGAGAAAGCUCGUCAACUCAAGGACCUCGGUAACAAAUACUUUGGCCGCGGCGAAUUCCGAAAGGCUCUGGAAUUAUACUCGAACGCUGUUCUGCUGGCACCUCAGGAAGAAUCAGGUGUCAUGCUAGCAAAUCGCUCAGCGACACUUUAUCAUCUAGAACAAUACAAUUACGCUUUGUCUGAUACUGAAGAAGCUAUAAGAGUUGGUUAUCCAAAAGAAUUGUUUUACAAAGUCGAAGAAAGACGAGCCAGAUGUUUGCUUGCUUUGAAAAGGCAUGGUGAAGCUGUACAAUCUUUUCAAAGCGCUCUAAGAGCACUGGACGAUGCAAAAUUGCCUUCAGAAAAGAAACAAAAGCUCCAAGCGGACAUCAGAGUUAUGCUUGUUGUGAUGGAAAAGGGCAAUCAAGCUGCGAAAACAAACACAAAAGUGACACAGAAACGACAAAAGCAUAACGAAACUAAGAAACAAAUUCCAAAGAUACAGAAUUUCAAUCCUCUGUUUCCCGCGUGUAGCAAAGCAGUUGAAAUUAGAGACGAAGGUGGUGACGUGGGAAGACAUGCUGUUGCUACUAAGCAUAUAGAACCUGGUGAAAUACUAGUAGUAGAAAAACCACAUUGCGCGUUGCCAUUGGCUGAAUACAGGCUUACUCACUGUCACUUUUGUUUAUCAAGAAUAUUUGCACCGAUACCAGCUGCAUGUAAUGUAUGCAGCUGCGUAGCAUAUUGCAGUAUCCGUUGUAGAAACAAGGAUGCAAAAGUGCAUCGGAAUGAAUGCGUAUUAUUGCCCACAUUGUGGGUUUCGAACACCUCUAUAACAUGCUUCCUAGCCUUAAGAACUAUCACGCAACAACCUUAUGAACAUCUGCUUAAACUUAAGGAUAAAGUGGAAGCUUGCAAAGGUAAAUUAUAUGUUUCGGCAGAGCAGCCUUAUCGAAGACAAGAUAUUGAAGCAUUCUGUUCAUUGGUAUCUCACGAAGAAGAAAGAACCACAGACGAUCUCCUUCAUAGAACCUACAUAGCUUUAUGGCUUCUCAGACUUUUAAAAAAGGGGCCAUACUUCCCAGAGGAUGUUAAAACUCCAGACACUGCAGGAACAAAACUUUCCGAAAGUGAAUUAUACAUAGGUGGUUUACUUUUAAACAGCUUAAUGAUAUUGCAAUUCAAUACUCACGAGAUAUCAGAAUUAACAACGUCGAAAAAUAAUAAAAGUUUGUCGAAAGCUAAAAGCAUGUUUAUUGGUGGCGGCUUGUAUCCCUCAGUGUCAUUGUUUAACCACUCAUGCAACCCUGGUAUUAUCAGAUAUUUUAUCGGCACUACGAUGGUCGUGCGAGCUAUUCGCUCAAUAUCACCGGGAGAAGAAAUCUCUGAAAAUUAUGGCCCAAUAUUUACAAGAACUCCUGAAGCUGAAAGAAAAAAGAUCCUAAAAUGGCAAUAUUGGUUUGAUUGCGAGUGUGAAGCAUGCACGGAACACUGGCCACUUCUGGAUGAUAUCGAUCCAACAAUUCUAAGGUUCAAGUGCGACAGUGGACUUGCAUGCAAAAAUGUUUUACCAGUAAAUACAAAUACAAACGAGUUUAUAAUCAAGUGCUCUAAAUGUGGCAAAAACACAAAUAUCUUAAAAGGAUUGAAAGCCUUACAGGACACUGAUGCGCUUUUUAAGAUGGCGUUGAAAAGAUUAAAUGAAGGGAACCACGCAGAUGCAUUAGAAACUUAUUUAAAAAUUUUAAAACUUCUCGAUGAGAGACUCGCUUUACCUAUAAAAGACUAUCAUAUUUGCCAGCAAGGUGCUCGGUUAUGUAUGCUUUCUUUAGGAAAUUCUGCUUACAUUUAAAACAUCAUUUAAGUAUCAACUAGUAAGGACCAUACUGAAGUGAGAACUUCCUGUUCAACAAAUACAUGUUAUGUAUUUCUCAGCGUUCCAUUUAUGCACACACUUAUGUCAGUUUUCCACUUUGGAAUGGUCCGCAAUAGAACCUAUAAUCCUUAAGAACUCGUAUGUCCUAAACCUUUGUAAUGUUAAAUAAGUACGCAUAAUCAGGCAACAGUAAGGGAAUGAUAAAUGAAAAAGACUGAUGCGUCACUACUUUAAUAAAUUUAUUACUAAGAUAGUAAAUUGCUAUUUUUCAAUAGGAAAGCCAAAAAAUAAUACGAUACACUUUUAUUUUAGAGUCUUAGAUUCGUAAGAGUACAAAAUAAUUAAUACAACAUAAAACGACCGUCUUCUGCUUCCGUAACUUUUCCACACCAAAAAACGUCUUUGUCCCGAAUCUGCAUCAAUCUUCUCCCGUCAGUUAAGCACUCACCGUUAUGUUGAUCAUCGUUAAUUAUUCUCAAUUGUAACCGAAUCUCUCUUAUCGCACUCGUACACUUUAAAGCAAUGAGCACAUUUCGUAAGAGAUACAAAACACUCGCUAACUCGCGUCACGAAAAGGAAUCUUAUAUGCGUGUAUAUUGCAUCUAUGUGUAGGUACGCGUACGUCGAACGUGAUUGUGUAAAUGUGUUUAUACGCGCACAAAUGUGUGUACCGGUGGUUUCAUAAUAAUAAUAAUAAUAAUAAUAAUAAUAAUAAUAAUAAUAUUAAUAAUAAUAAUAAUCUUAUAAUAUUACGCACGUAGGUGACAUUUUAUGCGUGUACAAAAUUAACAGAUUAAAUUGUAAAUGUUGCGUACGUGUUCGUUUUCACAUUUUAUGAAAUGUUUUACUCAUUAUCAUUGCUUCGUCCGAGUAUACACGCGUGGUAACGAUUAUUUUUUGUGUUUUUCUUUAUGUACAUAUAAAAUUGGUUUUCUUUUGUCUUCCAUCCAGCACAUUUAGUCGGUCCAUUCUCUCGAACACUUUUAGCACCUAACUGCAAGUAAAUAGAGAAUACACUUAGAUAAACAUUCAUUUGAUUCUCGGUUUUUAAUGUCACUACCCCGUUGCUUUACACUGCGACCCGAAAUUUUAAUAGUAGAUGAAUUCCAUAAAGAACAGGUCCCGACAUAGCUAUUUAAAUCUAUCAAUAUCACAGGUCGAUGUUCACAGUUUAAAAGAAAAAGAAAAAGAAUAACUGCUUUUUUCAUUCUUUUCAACGAUCUUACACCGCAUGACGAAGAGAAUUUCAUUCUUGUUGAGCUAUACAAAAGUAAUGCGACGGCUUUCUUUCUGUUAUUCUGUUCAGGCAAAAUCUAGUUUUUGUUUCCGGAAUACUUCGGUUCGUUAAUUAAGUAUAUCAAUACCGUCUGUCACGGGAAUCCGAACGAGAACGACGAUCUCGGCUACGGCUGCGAGUCAGUGAUCUCCUGCGAGGGCUACGGGAUCUUGACCUAAAAUAUUAAAAGCAAAUUUUAUACCACUUUUACUGAUAUUACAAAACGGUUCAUUAAUGUACAACUCCCCACUUCGUCUCAAAAUUUCUGAAUGAAAUUCCAUGUUAGUGAACUUUAAUAUUGUUUUGCCUAUUUAGUGGAAAUACUGUAUAAACUCGAAUAAAAAAAAAGAAAAAGAUGCAAUGUCAAGUACAUUAUAAAGUGAAACAUGAGACGAAACAGAACGUCGCACGUUAAACACAUAGGUACAAAAAUGAUCGCAAGGCAAUCAUAAUAGAAUUAGGACAGGCUAAUUCCUAUUUGCCUAAGGGGUGAUAAAACUAGUUAGACACAAUAAUUAAUACAAAAUGACAUCUCACCAAUAAUGAGAAACCAAUAAACGAAAAUAGGAUUAAUUUGGUUAAAUUAAAUCUUUACAAUUAACCGUUCAAUAUAUGUAUAUGUAUAUAUAUAUAUGUAUAUAUACCACUAUAUAGGCCAUAUAUAAAUAUAUAUUAAUAAAUACAUAUUAUGUCUCAAGCGACAGUUCCCUGGUCCAAUACAUAAAAUCAUUCAUUACAUAUCAAUCUUUCAUAUUAAAUGUUUUACAUUCCUCUCAACGAUCUGUUGAAUAAACAUAAUGCUACUUCGAUGAAACGUUGUUAUUGGGCCCCAGAG
Messenger RNA from Nomia melanderi (Alkali bee), 5180 nucleotides. Its product is annotated as protein-lysine N-methyltransferase SMYD4. Lineage: Eukaryota; Metazoa; Arthropoda; Insecta; Hymenoptera; Halictidae. Gene Ontology annotation, molecular function: histone deacetylase binding. Gene Ontology annotation, cellular component: cytoplasm; nucleus. The record is from RefSeq and is a predicted model, not a curated record.